UGGGCGGUCACUUCCGGAGAAGGUUGGUGGAAAGGCUGGGAGCUUUCCUGUUUGCAGCUUUGAGUCCCGAGUUUUGCCCCACGUUCCCACUCCAUUCCACUCUUGGGUUCCUACGGAGCCCUUUUCGUGGGAGUAAGUCAUGGCUGCAGACCCGGAGGCGACCACGGAUACUUCCCUUGCCGCUGGAGCUGGAGGGAAGGAAGCCGAACAUGUCAAACCUUUUACACCAGAGAAAGCGAAAGAAAUUAUAAUGUUUUUACAACAACCUGCAAUCUUUUAUAACAUGGUUUUUGAUUGGCCAGCACGACACUGGACUGCUAAACACCUUUCUGAGGUCCUUCAUGGAAAGCAGAUACGAUUCAGAAUGGGAAUGAAAAGCACCAAUACAGUUCCUCAGUUUGAAACUACAUGUAGUUACGUAGAAGCCACACUUGAAGAGUUUCUGACCUGGAACUGUGACCAAUCUAGUGUUUCCGGACCAUUUAGAGAUUAUGAUCAUUCCCAGUUCUGGGCUUAUGCUGACUAUAAAUAUUUUGUCCAUCUAUUUGAAGACAAGACAGAUAUAUUUCAGGAUGUGAUAUGGUCUGACUUUGGGUUUCCUGGAAGAACUGGACGGGAAAGUACAUUGUGGAUCGGCUCCCUGGGGGCCCAUACCCCCUGUCACCUGGACUCCUAUGGUUGUAACUUAGUGUUCCAGGUACAAGGAAGGAAAAGAUGGCAUCUCUUUCCUCCUGAAGAUACUCCUUUCCUUUAUCCAACCAGAAUCCCUUAUGAAGAAUCCAGCGUGUUCAGUAAAAUCAAUGUUGUCAAUCCCGAUUUAAAACGUUUUCCUCAGUUCCAGAAAGCUCAAAGACAUGUGGUUACAUUGAGCCCAGGACAGGUUCUAUUUGUUCCCAGACACUGGUGGCAUUACGUGGAAUCCAUUGAUCCUGUCACCGUCAGUAUAAACUCAUGGAUUGAGCUGGAAGAGGACCACCAAACCCGAGUAGAAGAAGCAAUCACCCGUAUGGUUGUGUGUGCCCUGAAAACUGCAGAGGAUCCAGACAAUACCAGAGCUUGGUUAAACCCAACUGAGGUUGAGGAAACAUCUCAUGAAAUCAAUUGUCACUACUUAAAUGGAGCUGUGUCUGCUUUUCUUGAUCAUUACAGAACAUCUAAGGUAGUAGAGACUCAAACACUAAGAACAAGCAGAGAGCACAAGAAAAAAGAAAAAUUAAAUAUGCACAACCAAAUGCAGGUGGAGCAAACAUGUAGCCAGAACUUAACCAAAGGAUCAAUAAAACAGGAAGCAGCAAGUCCCUUUGGCCCUGAUCUGGUCGCUGUAAUAUCAAGUUCUGAAGAAUCAUCUUUGGAAAGAGGAGACGUAUUUGAAAGUGAUGGUAAAGACUUUGUUGACAAAGAUGGAGAACAUUGUGGAAAAUUGCACUGUACAAAGAGGCAACGAAUGAUGAGCAAAAGUGUGAAUGCAUUUGUGGGGCACAUUGCAUCAGAUAACACUAUGGUCCCUUCUCAGACAUUCAUUUCUACAGAUGACUUGCUGGACUGCUUGGUGAACCCACAAGUAACCAGGAUAGUAGCACAACUUUUGAUACAAGGGAAAAGCUUGUGAUUCUAAUAGAAGAUGACUUUUAAAAUAAUACCUUUAAAAUAUUUUUAAAUAGUAUUAUUUUUUAAAUAAAAGGUAGAAUAGCAAAAGUUCAAUGCUUGUAAAUGUACUUGUCCUUACCUAAUUAAAUUUUGAAGUCUCCUGCCUUCUUUCAGGCACAUUGCUCUCUGGACACAAGUGGCUCCUUAUUAUUCAUAGGCCUCCUUUCCUCAAUACCUUUGCUCAUAGUUUCCUCCUCCAUUCCAUCCUUUCAGUCUCAAAUGUUGGCUCCAAGUGCUGCUAGCCAGUUAUUCUCUCCAUCAGCCUUUAAUGUGGCCCACAGACCAACCUGCUAUUGUUUUUGUAAAGUUGUACUGGAACACAGGCAUGCCCGUUCACUUACAUAUUUUCCAUGGCUGCUUUAGAGUUACAAUUGCAGAGCUAAGUGGUAACCAAGACUGUAUGACCUGCAAAGCCAAAAAUAUUCACUAUCUGGCCAUUUACAGAAAGUUUGCUAACCCCUGGCCUAAUGGAUUCAUGAAUUUCUGUCAUCCAGAGCAGGAUUAUCAAGCAGGAGACAAGUCAGUGGGGUUAAUAUGAGGCCUUCUUAUGACAGGAACUUGAAUAGCUAAGAGCACCAGCACUGGGAAUAAAAAGGACUGGAUGCUGACUCCUGAAAUAUUGACUAAAAGCUUAAAUCAGGGAAAUUGAUCCCAUUCUUCUAUUUGCAAAAAGACCUUGGCAUAUUACCAUUACUAAGUAAGAAUUUGGAAAUUAGAAAAGCAUAUCAAUCUGAGUAACCAUGCAUCAAACAAAUACACAAUAGAAAAAAUAUGCAAAGUCACCUUUUGUGAUGAAUUGGCUACUGGCCCCAUUUUAUUAUCUUCAGACUAAGAGUAUCAAUAAAUCCAAAGAAAGUAUGUACCUUCCUAGAGGGAGGGAGACAGGUGGGGAGGGUGUUAUUAGGAGCAUGCAUAGGAAAA
Choloepus didactylus (southern two-toed sloth) is the source of this 2568-nucleotide messenger RNA. It is a transcript of the gene HSPBAP1, whose product is annotated as HSPB1 associated protein 1. The record is from RefSeq and is a predicted model, not a curated record. The transcript is spliced from 8 exons. Gene Ontology annotation, molecular function: 2-oxoglutarate-dependent dioxygenase activity. NCBI's taxonomy places the organism in Eukaryota, Metazoa, Chordata, Mammalia, Pilosa, Megalonychidae. Bases 140 to 1609 code for a protein of 489 amino acids.